This is a messenger RNA of Sardina pilchardus (European sardine), 915 nucleotides long. RefSeq names its product neuron navigator 2-like. The record is from RefSeq and is a predicted model, not a curated record. The transcript has a single exon. The annotation marks the transcript as partial. NCBI's taxonomy places the organism in Eukaryota, Metazoa, Chordata, Actinopteri, Clupeiformes, Clupeidae. Gene Ontology annotation, biological process: neurogenesis; nervous system development.
AUGCUCUCGGUCAAGCAGCCGGGCAGCGGCGCCCUGGACGCGCCGCCCAAAGUCAUCGCCCAGAAGUCCAUGCUGGAGAAGCUCAAGCUCUUCAACAGCAAAGGCGGCUCCAAGGCCUCCCCCAGUGGUGGUGGUGGUGGUGGCGGUGGUGGCAGUGCUGGUUGGCUCCAGCAGGGGGCGCCAGAGCCGGACGCAGUCGAGGCGGACGCCCGGCCGGAGACCCCGGGGAGCGCGUGCGGCAGCCAGCCGGACGAGGCGGACGGCGGGCACCCGAGGCCCUCCAGCCGGAGCGCCGACACCAGCCCCAAGCUGGCACUGAGGGGCAUUGCCCAGCGCACGCUCAGCCGAGCCCUCACGCCCAAGAAGAGCGCCCUGAAGAAGGACACGGAAAAGGAGAAGGAGAAAGAGAAGGAGAGGACCAGGGCCAGGGAGGGCUCGUUGGGCCGGGCCACCACCCCUGACCAGCACGUCCGGGAGCUCAAGUCUCCGGAUUCGGGCACUUCGACCCCCGAGCUGAAGAAGAGCUCCUCCCUGCCCAAAGGCGGCAAGGCUGGCAGCAGUGCCAAGAAGGAGAGCUUGUCUGUGGCCCGCAGUGGCAUCCCCAAGCCGGGGGCGAAGGGCGCCAACACGGGACGUGGCUCAGUGGCGCCCUCCUGUGGCAAAGACGGGGAACGAGGCCACGGUGGCAAGCCCAGCGCGGGGCUGUCGGUGCACAAGGGGCAGCCAGACAGCAGCACCUCUUCCUCGUCCAGUCUGGCGUCCUCGGAGGGCAGGGCCUCACAGACCGUCGCCGUCAGCAGCUGUGGCCCCCUGGUGGCCAACACCGGUGCUGCACAAGCGUCUCCAGUCAGUGUGGAGCUGCCUCACCCUCAGCAGCACCACAGUCACCCCAACACUGCCACAGUGGCGCCCUUC